Molecule: messenger RNA, 4605 nt
Organism: Papilio xuthus (Asian swallowtail)
Lineage: Eukaryota; Metazoa; Arthropoda; Insecta; Lepidoptera; Papilionidae
Gene: Ptp69D
Product: Protein tyrosine phosphatase 69D
Exons: 26
Coding region: 171-4451 (1426 amino acids)
Biological process (GO): protein dephosphorylation
Molecular function (GO): protein tyrosine phosphatase activity; protein binding
Source: RefSeq, a predicted model, not a curated record
GUUUGUUCGGCUUUUGGUGGGUGUCAGUCGCUUAGUAAUUUUUUUGUGUGUUUAAUUAUAGAAAUAAUCAGUGAUACCGCUGCCUAAGUGAAUAGAAGAUGGUGUAAUAAUUAUGUGAUGUAUUUGUAGUAACGGUUGUGCGUUGUGUAUAAAAAGCAGUUUCUUCCGCCAUGACAAUGGUCCGUGCGCUCAGGAAGUAUCCCGCGGCACUUGCCAUUUAUUUUGGGUGUAUCGCGUUGUGUUAUCCAAUUCUAGCUCAAAAUGCACCAGAGAUACUGGAUGUGUCAUCACCUAAGGGCGAUGUGGGGAAGCAGGUCAACCUCAGCUGCAGCGCGGCGCCGGAGACGGCGGACAUCGUUUGGUUGUACCAGGGCGAGCCGGUCAAACUUGGCGACAGGAUCAAAGUCAACACGGAAGAAAGGCAGCUUCAAAAGAAAGACUUGGACGGCAAUCCGCAGAAGUAUAAAAUGUCUAAUUUAACGAUAAACAACGCGACAUCACAUGACGCUGGCAACUACACCUGCAUUACGCAGCUGGGGGAAGCGAAGAUCGAAAGGAUCCUUCUGCUCGAUAUGAGCUUUCCCGGGAAACUGGUGAAGAAGACGCCAGGACCUAUCAAGCAGAAUGCGACUGAUCAGGCCAAUGUUACAAUGCAGUGUGUUUUUGAAGUUUAUAAACCGGGCGAAGUUAAAUGGUGGAAAAGAGCAAAAGAAGACGAAGCGAUUGAGUUAGAUUCGAGAACGGGUAAACAGUUGGACUUGAAACAAAUCGAAAGUACAUACAUCCUACAUAUAAAGAAUCCAGAAGAUAAUGGCACGUACAUAUGCGAAGUCUGGGAUCCUGUUACUUCGACGAACAUCAGCGGAGAAAUAGAUGUAAUGGUGUAUGCAAUCCCUUUAGUAGUUAUGGAUAUAGUCAUUCCGAUAAGUUCAUCACAACUAUUCCUGAAUUGGACCAUCAGAGCUUACAAUUCACCAAUCAAAAGUUAUAAUCUAAUGUACCGAAGGUUGCCGUCAACUGACUACAGUUUAUACACGAGAGAAAAGAUCGGUGUCAAAAACAUUUCAUUUGUUAUGGAAGGUUUGGAGAAAUCAUCAUCUUAUCAACUCAAACUCGAAGUUACCACAACAUAUGGACAGAGCAAGCCACAUGUUUAUGAUACAAUAGUUAAAACUUUAGAUAAAGAUCCAAUUUUUGUACCUAAUAUACAAUAUAUCUCUUUUGCACUCAUUGUGAAAUAUACGUUACAGGUCCGUGCAUGUUCCGACUUCACAAAGCGCUGCGGGAACUGGUCUGAGGAGGUGAAGGCGAUUACCUUAGGGGGUACACCAGGUCGGCCAAGCAAUGUCACUAUACAUUGUUCUGGGGGGUACAUGAACCUCACUUGGGACCCCCCUCUUAAACUUAAUGCGGAAAUUAAGGCAUAUAGUAUGAAUUUGAGUGGCGUGGCAAUAUUUAGAGAUCGCUUUGGUAGACUGCAGAAGGAUCCAUGGGGUCCUAUGUACAGAUCUAAGACCAAUGAUACUAGGACCGCACGCUUCGACGAUUUACCUCCGAACACAAACUACACGGUGCGCCUGAGCGCGGUGACACGCACGCAGCGGCGCGGGGAGGAGGAGACCAAGCACUGCACCACGCCCCCCGUGCCGCCCGCCCCGCCCCGCAUACGAUGGUUCAAGAUUAUUGAAAAUGAAGAGUACAAGCUGAAAUUGAAUUUGCCGCGGCUGUCGGAAAGAACUGGACCGAUUUGUUGCUACAGGAUAUUCAUGGUGAAGCUUCUACCGAGUACUGAAUGGAGUAAACUGCCGUCACCGAGGGAAAUAAGUAUUGUGGAUUACGAGGAGGCGCACAGUGUACGACCCGUGCUUGGCGCUUAUCUAGCUGAUGUCUUCUCACAUGACAAAUUCCCUCCAAUGGCUGAUUCAAUGGAUAUGAUUAUGGGGGAUGACAGACCAAUCUUCAGUGCUGAUGACUCCACAUUACAUAGUGAUAUGUGCCGGCGUUGUCUCAAGCGACCUCGCCGACCCUACUACGACCCCCCACCACCUAAAGUGAUGAUCACCACCACCACCACAUUGGCAACCACCACAGAAGAUGAACUAUUCGAUGAUGAUAUGUCCACUGAUGAACCGGAGAUCAAAAGAGAUAGGAGAUCUUAUCCAGAAAUAGAAAAGACUGAUAACGAUUACACAAGAAAUCCAAUGAUGGGUGAUAGUAUGGAAGAUGAUUUCAAAGUAAAAGACGGUCUCCUAGAUAUCUUAGCUAAUUAUACACUCUUCGUUGAAGUGAUUCCUGCGGGUCGACUGCAAGAUGAACCAGUGUAUAGUGAAUAUGUGAAUGUCCUGAUGCCAGCACCAAGCCCCGCUGGGAAUUCACCUCCCGAGGCAAUACAUAUUGCUAUAAUGGUGUCCUCUGUACUUGCUGGUCUGUUGGUGGUGUUAGUGGGUGUCGCGUGUAUUGUGCACUCGCGACGUUCACACAAACUGCCGCCACAUGUGCACGUUGAGAUGAACCCCUUGCAAGUCGCAUUAAGAUACGUAGUGGGUUCGUUAGGGGGUCGUCAGCAGUUGAUAACAGCAGUUCCCCCAGAUAUGCCCCCCAUUGCGAAAGAGGACUUAGCCGCUGCGUAUGCAGAACGACAGGCUGACUCCGACUACGGCUUCCAGAAAGAGUUUGAGAUGCUGCCGGAAUGUUUCCCGGAUAGGACGACACAUGCGUCUGAGGCCCGGGAGAAUCAACCCAAGAACCGGUACCCGGAUAUAAAGGCGUACGACCAGACCCGGGUGAAGCUGUCUCAGAUCGACGGUAUAUCCGGCUCUGAUUAUAUCAACGCUAACUACGUUAUGGGAUAUAAGGAAAGGAAAAAGUUCAUCUGCGCCCAAGGACCAACGGAGACGACUGUGAAUGACUUUUGGCGUAUGAUCUGGGAACACGGAUUGGAAUUGAUCGUGAUGCUGACCAACCUCGAGGAGUACUCCAAGGUGAAGUGCUCCAAGUACUGGCCUGAUGAUUCUCGAGGACCUAGGGCAUUUGGAAAUAUCACCGUGUAUCAUGUAUCGGAGAAAAGGUAUUCAGAUUACAUCGUGCGAGAGUUGAGAAUUAUGAAGCAGCCUGUGAACUCUGACGGACAACCUAUCAUUGAAAAUAAUGGCAUUAAGAGAAAUGGAGAUUGCAAGGAAGCAGCGGAUGGCAGUCAUCCCAAUUCCCCGCAGACUCGAAACGAGUCGCGACUAGUGAGACAGUAUCAUUUCCUUAUGUGGAAGGACUUUGCUGCACCGGAGCAUUCUUACUCAAUUUUAAAGUUUAUUAAGCGUGUGAACGAGGCGUGGUGUAACAUGGUGGGGAGACCAGUGGUGGUGCACUGCAGUGCUGGCGUGGGCCGCACUGGCACGCUAGUGGCGCUCGACUGUCUGCUGGAGCAGCUGCGGGCCACUGGACAUGUGUCUGUCUUCAACACUGUCGCUGAACUGAGGCGUCAGAGGAACUUCCUGGUGCAGUCUCUGAAACAAUACGUAUUCGUAUACCGAGCAUUAGUUGAGUACGCGCACUACGGUGAUACAGAGAUCCCCGCCUCGCGCCUCAAGGCCAGUAUCGAUCGCCUGCGCAACACGCCCGAAGGCGCCGACAAGUGUCUCAUGGAGCACGAGUUUGAGAAAAUGAUGAACAGUCCAGUAGCGGAGGCUGUCAAGUCGUGCUCUGCUGGUACUGGGGAGGAGCUGCGCGUGCGCAACCGCAGUCCUGACUGUCUGCCAUACGACCGUAACCGCGUCAUACUCGCGCCGAUACCCGGCAGGGACUUCUCUACGUAUAUCAACGCAUCCUUCAUUGAAGCGUAUGACAAUUCGGAAGGAUUCAUUAUAACUCAAGACCCGAUGCCAAACACUAUUAUGGACUUUUGGAGGAUGGUGUCAGAACAUAAUGUGGCUACUAUUGUUAUGCUCAGUGAGCUGGGCGAAGGCAAGUGCCCGCGGUACUGGGAUGACGGCACAGCGCAAUACGAGCACCUAUCUGUCGAGUAUGAAGAGAGCGAGUCCUGUCCGUAUUACACUAGGCGACAGUUCAGGGUCACCAAUAAUAAGAGUGGCGAAUGGAGCGAGGUGCGACAACUACAGUACCAGGGCUGGCCAACAGCGGCGGGGCACGUGCCCGAGGUGACGCGCGGCCUGGCUGAACUUGCCGAGCUCGCCGCACCCCUCGCCCCGCCCACAGACACCACGCGGCGGCCGCUGCUAGUGCAUUGCCAUCUGGGCACGGAGAGGUCAUCACUGUUCGUGGCGCUGUGCAUCCUGAUCUGGCAGCUGCGCGUGGAGCGACGCGUCGACGUGAACUGCGUCGCGCGCAAAGUGCGCUCGCAGCGGGCACGCACCAUAGACACAUUUUUACAAUACGAAUUUCUACACCGUGCCAUAUUGAAUUACGCGGAGCUGCAUAAUCUAUUAGAAGAUAGCUAAGCUCAUUAGACAAGCAAAUAUCAUAUUUAAGUUUAAAGGCAUAAGGUCGAGAGUCGCUUGAGUUCCUUCAGUAUAGCGAUGAUUAAAAAGUUAUAUACCAUUUUUUAUCUGUGCUCAAAAACAAUACGUAUUAAUGUUUAUGUAUUAUUUUGAA